Molecule: messenger RNA, 3932 nt
Organism: Athene cunicularia (burrowing owl)
Lineage: Eukaryota; Metazoa; Chordata; Aves; Strigiformes; Strigidae
Gene: ZDBF2
Product: zinc finger DBF-type containing 2
Exons: 7
Coding region: 564-3518 (984 amino acids)
Biological process (GO): epigenetic programming of gene expression; genomic imprinting
Molecular function (GO): zinc ion binding; nucleic acid binding
Source: RefSeq, a predicted model, not a curated record
UGAUGAGAAGGUUUAUGAGAACACCUGGAUUGAUUGUUUUUUGCUAUUGUGUUGGUUGGGUUUUUUUUUUAAAUACUAGUACAUGAAUUGAUACACUAUGGGAAGGAGGAGCGAGUCUGGUGUUUUGGUUGGGUGGUUUGUUGUUUGGGGUUUUUUUUGUUUGUUUGUUUGGGGUUUUUUGAGUUGGGAUAUUAAGAUACUUCUUCUGACCAUAAUUGCUAUAACAGCCCUGCUGUUUUAUAAUGAGCAGUGCAUAGUCAGGAAAGAACAAAACAAGUUUAAAGAAAACAAGCAACAAACCACACAUCUGUCAAGCCUGAUGGUAUGCAGCCUCAUAUAGGAGUAUCUUUUCUACAUAUAUGAGAACAGAAGAAGAGAAGGGAAGGAAUGAUUCUUGUAAAAACAGAUUAUAAGGGAUAAAAAGUAAAAAUGGAUGAUCUGAAACUUCAGGUUUGUUAAUCCACAGUUACGUAAAUGAUGGGAUGAGAAGAUAAGUAUCCUGCACCGCAAAUGGCCUCCUGUUUGACCUUUAUUGUUAGCUAGUCUGGAGUCAGUUUUGGUGGAUGAAGGUUGAUGACUCUAAGAUGUUUGACAGAAUCAAAUCAUCUGAUGAAGCUUCUGCUUCUUCAGCACAAGGAGUCAAAAGACAUGGUGUUGAAGGCUCUCUACAACAGGACAGCACUAGCAGUUCACACACAGGAGAGCAAGAACAUACUCAGCCUGGAGUAUCCACUGUGCAAAACAGACAAGGAUACUGCAACUGCUGCCGUGUACACUACAGCAAUCUGGAACAGCAUGUUUUCAGCUCCCAGCACAGACGUUUUGCCACUUGCUGUAGGAAUCGUACGGGUACCAAUAUCUUGGUGAAGCGUUUCCUGGAAGAUGUUUUAUGCUACCAUCCCCACAGAUACCAUGACAACAGACCAACCUAUGAUGACAUGCCACUUCCCAUCACUUCAGAGGCUGCUAGGGUUGCUUGCCUGUCCCCAGAAGAGAUGGAGAGACAGAGAAACAGAGACAGACAGGAGAUUUCCAGCAAAGAUCAGGAGUCCGUUGGAGGACUACGCUCUUCUGCUCCAUGCCUGUCUCAUGAGGGCACAAAGAGAACUUCUGUAACACAAACAUUUACUCAGAAACUAGGAAGAAGGCAGGAACGUGUUACAAAAAUAUCCCAGCAGCCUAUGGGUAUUUGUAGCAAUGAGAAAUGGGAUACCCUGAAAGAUGUUCAAGUUGCAAAUCAUAGCCAUGAAGGCCAGUUUACAGCUGUGAGCAGAUGUGAUAAAACAGGAAUGGAGGUAUGCAAUAGUGAUGUGUUAGUGAAGCGGUGCUUGAAUCCUGCUCCGGCACUGGUUCAUUCAAAACACCCUUCAGUUUCUCAUCAGAACCCUAUGUACAGCCACAGCAAUUCUUUAUGUAUUACCUCAGGUCAAUCUCUCUCAAAACGAGAUGGUUUACAAACUCAGGAUGAGACUUUGGUGUCUGAUUUCCAUCUCAGGGAUACUGUGGGUAUCAGCAGCUCCCUAGAUCUUGGGACAUCCCCACAAUUAGCAGGAUGCAAAACCAUGAAGAUGAACAGAGGUGAUGAAAGUUCAGUGGGUGAAACUACUGAAGAUGUUACUCUGAAAUACUGCUGUGGAACUACAUCUGAAGAAGUUUAUUUCAAAGAGGAGAAUAAUCCCUAUUUAAGUGUUUCAUCACUUCUGGACCAUACUCAGUUAGAAGGUUCUGAAAUGAGUUUUGACUGUGAUGCACCUGUUCAGGCAGGAACAGACUUACCCAAGGCAGCUAUGAAUGAUAUAGAAUUCCUAAAAGAGGUCCAAAUAAAUUUGCAAGAUAAAAACUAUGGAACACAGCUGUCUUCUGUCUUAAAAAGUGAAUCAGUAGAGAAAAUAGAAGCAGUGAAACAGGAUGUCAUAGUUCAUGCUGAAGAACCAGUUCUUCCAGCUCUGCCUCAUGUGCCUCCUUCUUUUGUGGGAAAGACUUGGUCUCAAAUAAUGUAUGAAGAUGAUAUAAAAAUUGAAGAACUAGUGCGUGAUUUCAGGGAAGGUCGUUUUCGCUGCUACUUUGACAGUGAAUCCUCAGCCAACUGUACAGGGAAGACCAUGAAGAAAAAAAAGCAGAAGGAUGAAAAAACCAGUAUUGUUGAGGGUAAUAAAACAGAAGGUGCAUCAGUUAAAGCAUUGCAAGAAUUUAAUGAUGCUUUAAGUGGUGUUUCUGAUUUUGAUAACCCAUCUCUAGCCUCAGAUACACUAUGCAAUCCACAGACUCCUAAAAUGCCGAGGAAGAGGACGUGGCGCCUGGCUUCAAGAUGCCAGGUGGUUAAAGUCAGCCAUGGCACCCAAACAAGUCUAUUGAACUACCCUGUAGCAAAAAGAAAAAUGUCUAUUAGGGAAUCUGAGCCAGCUGAUCAGAAAGCAAGCACCCUGUGGCCAGAGAAUGAAAAAACGCCAAACAUGAAAACUAGACUAUGUGCCCUUAAACUUCCGGAGUCUUAUAGCAAGAUUAUGAGUCCUAUACAGCCCAAGACAGUGGUCUAUGUACUUUCGUGCCCAGAGAUAAAACAGUGUAAAGGUAAACCUGUAGAUAUUCCCCAAAUGAGGAAAACUCGUAACUCCACAGAUAGCAAGGACUCUGUAAGGUAUAAAUACAAACAGUGUUCUUUUAAGUAUUACGACCCACUGACAAAUCGAAUUCUGAAAACACCUCCAAACAGUACAGUUGGAGAAAAGGCCAAAAAGCCCUCCCAUGUUCGACAGCUUUUCAGAAGUCUCAGCUUUGAUGCAAACAUGAAACUAGCUGAUGCACAGAGAGAAAGCACACCAUCAAAGUCACUCAGUAGGUCGGGCUUCUAUAGUUCAUCUUCAGCAUCUUUCCUGCCAGAUCCAGGUAAAGGAAAUGAUGCAGCCUCAAGUCAAAAGUCAGAUGGAUCUUCUCUUUCCACAGAAAGAACAGAUUCUCUGGUAUCUGAUCACUCUGAGAAUUCUCUUAAACACCUGAUUAUUUCACCUUUGAACUCUCACCAGUCUGUGGUCGAAGGAGAUGGUAGGUUAACUCCAUUUAACUGUAGAGUUACCAAAACUCCUUUGACCUCCAUCAGGAGUGAGCGGUUAGGGAGGGAGAAUCCAAAGGCAAUAUGGAAGAGAAAAGAAGGCACUAAUAAAGAACCAGUUUUUUCCAGUAAGGCUGCAGGACCUGUGUCUGUCAGAUGUACUGUUGGGAGGAGAGGAAACAGAGUAACCACAGGCAAACAAACUUCCAGAACUAAAAAACAGCAGAAAGAGGGGAUGAGAAGGAAACUCCAUCUUUGUGCCCAGAAAUCAUCUGCUUUCUCAAUCCAUAGAUGCCAGACAAGGAAAACUACAGUGGGAAAGCACCUUAAGAAAGAAAAGCCUGAUGCUAAAAAAUUAAAGGUGAGGAGGAAACCAAAAAGAACCUUUCUGAACUCAACAGUUGUCACAGGGAUUCCUGAAAAGAGGCAGAAAGUCACAUCAGAAUCUUUUCCCAAGAAGCCAGAGUGAGCUGCUUCCAAAGUCAGGAACUGGGAAGUGGAGAUUGGGGUCACCCUAGCACUGUGAACCAACCCUCUAGAAGAACUUCUGCUGUACCAUUACUUCGAAACUGUCUUGUUCUACCAGGUGAGAGCUAGCUACCGAAAGAACUUUUUUGGUUUUUUACAGCCGGCUUCUGGAAAAAGAUUGAGGAAAAGGAAAGGGAACAAAAGGAGGUCGUAGACGAAGCAGUUUGAAGUGCUAGAGCUGCAGAAAGUGCAAAGCCAGUUUAAUGUGAAACAAGUACAACUGUAAACUCAGCUCUUGUUCCUGGAAUAUGGGGACAUAAUGUAUUGCACUGUUCUACUGUGUAAAGCUGCAGAAGUUGUGCAUUUGUGUUAAAAAGCACUUAGAAUCAAAUUUACUAGACUUCACCUUUACAAC